AUGGCUGGAGUAUAUAAUGAAUUAAAUCAAAACGUUGGUGGUGCAUCAUCAAUUUCAUCCUCAAUUAGUUUAAUUAAAACUAUAAUUGGCGCUGGGUUAUUACUGAUGCCUUUGGCUUAUUCAACUGAAGGUAUUAUAUUUGGUACUAUAAUUAUUAUCAUUGCUGCUUUAACUUCUGGAUAUGGAUUAUUUUUACAGUGUUAUGUCUCAAAAUAUAUUCCCGUUGGUCAUGCUACUUUUUUCAAUUUAUGUUCAAUUACAUACCCACAUUUAUCAGUUAUAUUUGAUAUUGCAAUUGCAAUUCAAUGUUUUGGAUGUGCUGUUUCAUAUUUGGUUUUGAUUAGAGAUAUAAUGCCAGGUAUAAUUACAUCCUUACCAUAUAUUAAACCAGAAUAUUAUUCAACCUUUUGGUUAAUUGUUUCAUUAUUUUUCACUAUUCCAUUAUCAUUUUUAAGCAAUUUAGAUUCUUUAAAAUACACUUCAAUCUUGGCACUAAUUGCAAUUUUUUACAUGUCAAUUUUAGUAGUUGUUCAUUAUUUUAUUCAAGAUAUUCCAAGAGAAGGUAUUAUUAUAUUAAUGCCAACGAGUUUAACAAACGUAUUUAGUACUUUUUCAAUUAUCGUGUUUGCCUUUACUGGGCAUCAAAAUAUGUUCUCAAUUAUCAAUGAAGCUAAAGAUAAAUCAUUAAUUAAUUUAUCAAAAUUAAUUAAUAUUGCAAUUUUAUCAUCAAGUUUAUCAUUUAUAAUUGUUGGAUUAACUGGUUAUUUAACAUUUGGAUCAAAUGUAAAUGGUAAUAUAAUUUUAAGUUAUCCAAAUGGAUUAUCAACUACAAUUGGGAAAUUAUGUAUUGUAUUUAUGAUUACUUUUUCAUUUCCAUUAAUGUUACAUCCAGCUAGAAUCUCAAUUAAUAAUAUAUAUUACUGGAUAAAGACAAAUUUAAGAAACAAAGAAGAAGAAGAGGAAGAAGAAGAAGUUAAUGAAUCAACUACAUUAUUAAAUACAGAAAAUGAUGAAACAACAAUCAUAAAAUCUAAUCAUUUUGUACCAUUUUCAGAUGAAAGUUUCAAAAUUAUAACUAUAUCAUUAUUAUUUAUUGGAUAUGUGUUAGCAUUAUCUGUUAAAUCAUUUGCUUUAGUUUUAGCGAUAGUUGGAGCCACAGGAUCAACUGCAAUUUCAUUUAUAUUACCUGGAUUAUUUGGAUAUAAAUUAAUUGGAUCAGAAUCGGCUGAUCCGACAAUAUUAGAAAAGAUAUUUAAGAAUUUAUCAUUAGUAUUAACUAUUUGGGGUGUAUUGGUUAUGUUUUUAUGUUUAUAUAGUUCUACAAUUUUGCCGUAA
This is a messenger RNA of Insectozyma verbasci, 1335 nucleotides long. The record is from the annotation of a GenBank genome assembly. Lineage: Eukaryota; Fungi; Ascomycota; Pichiomycetes; Serinales; Debaryomycetaceae.